CCUCACGCUGCUUCACCUCUCGCACAUAAGAGGUACAUGUAGCGAGUUUUACACUUCACGCAGCGUCGCCUUGGGGGGGCGCCGAUUUAUGUUUUCGCAUCCACCUGAAUAAUGUGCAGUUGCGCCACUGGCUGGACUCCAACCAUCUUUAUGCUAAAUGGCUUCUGAAGCAGAAACAUCAGAACCAGGCCGGAGAGAACGGACCGGACCAUCAGGGUCCAGAGUCCUUCAGUCCUCCAUUCCCAAAGGGAAAUUCAGAUGAAAGGAAACCUUUGAUUUUAUUGAGGAAUGAAGAUCAGAGUCUGGAGGAAACAUGAGGAGCUCAACAAAGUUUCACCUGAAAGGAAAAAGGUUUAGAAAGACGAGAGGAUACAGACGGUUCUGCUGUAGAAAACUGCAGCACCAGAGGGGAAUCAACUGGAAUAUGGAACUGGACCUGCAGUCCUGAACGUCUCCACUAGUUACUACUUACUACUAACUAACUAGUUACUAGUUACUUCCAGAAAUGGCACAUGGUUACAGCUUGUUGCUGAACUGAUGAACAAGCUCUGAAUUUUGCUGGGUUUUUUUGUUUUUUUUACUCUUUUCUCAUGUAAAGCUCUUUACGGGAGCUUCAGGUUAACCAGGCCUUGCCUUGGCUCAGAGUCCGGCGACCUUUGACCUGGGCUGUCUGUAACGUGCCCAGCCGUCGGCCCGCAGCCAUGCCGCCUCCAGGAGCCUGUCUGAACAUCAUGGAGGCCCGCCACCGCCGGGACGGCUUCGGCCGCGCCUGCAGCCCCGGCCGGCUGUUCGGACAGGACUUCCAGCAGCUGAAGGAGUUCUGUGUCAGCAGGCGGCUGAAGUUCAUCGAUGACAUGUUCCCGCCUGACAGGAAGUCCAUCGGACAGGGAGUCCUGAGCCCUUCGGACCUGGCCCGGGUCGUCUGGCUCCGGCCGGCGAGAAUCGUCCAGAACCCGUCCUUCGUCCUGAGAGGGUUCUCCAGGUUUGACUUUGGUCAAGGAGUUCUGGGAAACUGCUGGUUUCUGGCAUCGAUCGGCGCACUGACGUUCCAGGAUCAAAUCCUCCAGCAGGUCGUCCCUCAGGAACAAGGCUUUGAUGAGAACUACUGCGGCCUGUUUCAUUUCAGGUUCUGGAGAUUUGGGAAGUGGGUGGACGUUGUGAUUGAUGACAAGCUGCCAACAAUCAACGGCAGCCUGAUCUUCGUUCAGUCCAAGAAGCAGAACGAGUUCUGGCCCGCCCUGCUGGAGAAAGCAUACGCCAAGUACGCUCGGACCGCUCGUGUUCAGCAGCUUCCUCUCUGCGUGUUACCUUUCAUGCCUUCCUCCAUCAGGGUGUGUGGCUCCUACACCGACAUGAAUGCUGGGACUCCUGCAGAGGCCAUGAUGGACUUCACUGGAGGCGUCCACAUGUGCAUCCAGCUGUCAGAUCCUCCUCCGGACCUGUGGGAGCUGAUGUCCAGAGCCGGGAACUUUGGCGCUCUGCUCAGCUGUAGCACGCCACAAGGGGAGUCGUCCUCGUUGACCUUGUCUCCCAACGGCCUAGUCCAGGGCCACGCCUACACUGUGACUGGAGUCGUCCAGAUGACGAGCAGAGGGAAGCCGGUGAAGAUGCUGCGUCUGUGGAAUCCCUGGGGAAAAGGAGAGUGGAACGGAGACUGGAGCGACCGCUCGUCUCUGUGGCAGACCGUGAGCUCCCAAGACCGAGAGAAAUGCCUUUCAGUGGUCAACGACGGAGAGUUUUGGAUGAUGCUGGAGGACUUCUCCAAGUUCUUCACUGAUCUUGACAUCUGUGGUCCGAACCCAAACUUCCUGGACGAAGACUCGUCUUCCCAGUGGACGACUUCUGUGGCGGAGGGCCGGUGGGUGGCGGGAACAACGGCUGGAGGCUGCAUGAAUUACAAAGACAGCUUCUGGACCAAUCCACAGUACCGAGUCAAGCUGUGUGGCGAGAAGGCUGAGAAAAACAUCCUGGUGUCUCUGAUGCAAAAACAUGACAAGAGGAACCGACACCUGGUGCAGAACCUCCACAUCGGCUUCUCCAUCUUCGAGGUGAAAGAACAGCAUCAGGCACACAGGGGGAAAUUCACGGCCUCGUUCUUCAGCUCUCAACAACCCGUCGCCCAAACAAAGACCUUCAUGAACGCUCGGGAAGUGAUGGAGCUGCUGACGCUGAAGCCUGGAGAGUACAUGAUCGUCCCGUCCACCUUCCAUCCCAACGAGACGGCGUCCUUCCUCCUGACCAUCCUGUCCAAGACCGAGACCCGCUGCUAUGAGAACUCUGGUGAGCGCUCUCCAGAACCAGGUCCAGAGGCGAUGAAGGUGAAGAACAGACAGGAGGAUGAAAAUAAGGACGCUUUCUUCCGUCAACAUUCAGACAAGUAUGAAGAGAUGGACGCAGAGCAGCUCCAGAGAAUCCUAAACGAGAACCUUCUAAAAGGAGACCUGCAAUCCGGGGGUUUCAGCAUCGACGCCUGUCGGAGCAUGGUAGCUCUCAUGGACACGUCAGUAACUGGGAGACUGAACAGCAGCGAGUUCAUCCGACUGUGGAACAAAGUCGUCAUUUACAAGGACAUUUUCUUUCAAACUGAUGUUUCUCGGACCGGAACCCUGUCGCUGACGGAGCUCAGGAACGCACUCAUCGUUUCAGGGAUGAGAGUCUCUGACGACACACUGAACCUGAUGGCGCUGCGCUACGGCGCCCCCUCUGGUCACAUGACACUGGAGAGCUUCAUCAGCCUCAUUCUGCGUCUGGACUGCAUGUUCAAGAUCUUCCGGCAGCUGUCUGAUGGGAAAACGAUGAGCCUGCAGGAAUCAGAGUGGAUCUACGUUUCCAUGUACACAUGAGUCUGCAGGAGGACGGGCACACAGGAAGAAGAUCGGCUCCCUCUCACCUCAGACUGAGCCAGAAUAAUCUACCUUAAAUUAAUUUCAUGUGUUUUCUAUGGAAAACACUUCAACUUCACAACUGAUGAAAUAAAAACAUAUUUCAAAUUU
Molecule: messenger RNA, 2993 nt
Organism: Poecilia latipinna (sailfin molly)
Lineage: Eukaryota; Metazoa; Chordata; Actinopteri; Cyprinodontiformes; Poeciliidae
Product: calpain-3-like
Exons: 20
Coding region: 702-2843 (713 amino acids)
Biological process (GO): proteolysis
Cellular component (GO): cytoplasm
Molecular function (GO): calcium-dependent cysteine-type endopeptidase activity
Source: RefSeq, a predicted model, not a curated record